Solanum stenotomum is the source of this 1363-nucleotide messenger RNA. RefSeq names its product pirin-like protein. The record is from RefSeq and is a predicted model, not a curated record. The transcript is spliced from 6 exons. The coding region runs from base 33 to 1025 and encodes 330 amino acids. Lineage: Eukaryota; Viridiplantae; Streptophyta; Magnoliopsida; Solanales; Solanaceae.
UACACACAAAAAUAAUAAUCAAGAAUUGUUAUAUGAGAGCUAUUUCUGAAAUAUUUUUAGUGAAUUUUUUCCCAUUUGUUAGAAAUAAUUUUUUUUCAAGAAAGCCUAUUUUUUUUUCUAUUAGAAAUAUUACUAUGUCUGAAUCAAAUCAAUAUGAUUCUUGUUUUGAUAGACCAAGAUUGGUGAUUAAGAAAGUUUUAGCUAAACCUCAAAGUGAAGGGAAUGGAGCUGUUGUUAGAAGAAGCAUUGGAAGGCAUGAAUUGAGGAAUCUUGAUCCUUUCCUUAUGUUGGAUGAAUUUUCAGUUUCUGCUCCUGCUGGUUUUCCUGAUCAUCCACACAGAGGUUUUGAGACAGUAACUUACAUGCUCCAGGGAGCUUUUACUCAUCAAGAUUUUUCUGGUCACAAGGGCACAAUCAAUACUGGUGAUGUGCAGUGGAUGACAGCAGGAAGAGGUAUAAUUCACUCAGAAAUGCCUGCAGGAGAAGGCAGUCAAAAGGGGUUGCAACUUUGGAUAAAUCUCUCUUCUAAGGACAAAAUGAUUGAGCCAAGGUAUCAAGAACUGCUGAAAGAAGACAUACCAAGAGCAGAGAACAAUGGUGUUGAAGUAAAAGUUAUAGCAGGUGAAGCGAUGGGUGUCCAAUCCCCGGUUUACACACGAACGCCUACAAUGUACCUCGAUUUCACCCUACAACCAACAGCUUACUAUCAUCAAGCCAUCCCCGAGUCUUGGAAUGCGUUUGUGUAUAUAGUUGAAGGAGAAGGAGUCUUCGGAAUUCCGAAUUCAGGUCCUGUAUCAGCUCACCAUUGUUUGGUUUUAGGCCCUGGAGAGGGACUUAGUGCAUGGAACAAGUCUUCAAAGCCAUUAAGAUUUGUUCUUUUAGGUGGACAACCUCUUAAUGAGCCUGUUGUUCAACAUGGUCCUUUUGUGAUGAACUCACAAGAUGAAAUUGAUCAAACUUUUGAGGAUUAUCAAUAUUGCAAGAAUGGUUUUGAGAAUGCUAGAUACUGGAGGUCAGGGCACUGAAGAAAUAGAGCUGAAACAAUAAUACAAGCUAUGUUGGUCGGAAUCUUUAAAAGUGCAUAUAGGUGAGUGUGCUGGAUCCUUCAAAAGUAGUGUAUUUUUUGGAGGAUUCGAUGUUGGUGUGGCAACAUUUUAGGAGAGUACGAGCAACAUAGACUAUUUGCCUGAAAAUGCACCUUUUUUAUGUUUCUUUUUUUCUUUUCAUAAAUAUAUCCCUAGUAAAGAAAUAAUGGCUAAGUUUAUCUUGAUUUAUCAUUUGAAAAUUGUUUAGGUUAUUGUUGUUUAUUCUUAUUUUCAAUGUGGGAUUUAAUAGCAUAUUUGGUCCCUUGGUUAUCGAAAAA